Molecule: messenger RNA, 722 nt
Organism: Penaeus indicus
Lineage: Eukaryota; Metazoa; Arthropoda; Malacostraca; Decapoda; Penaeidae
Exons: 2
Coding region: 12-686 (224 amino acids)
Source: RefSeq, a predicted model, not a curated record
UCGCUCGAAAGAUGAAGGCUCUGGUGAUUCUGGUCGCUGUAUCCUGUUGCUCAGCACAGCUGGUGCUGCCGUACACGGCGCCCUGGGUGCUGCCUCAAGCGAAGCUGAUCACUACUCCUGAGGUCAAGACUGAUCUCAAGACCGUUCCUUUGGUCUCCCCUUACGCCCAUCCCUUCGGACAUCCCUUCGUGGCUUCCCCCUAUGCCUUCCACCACGCUGCCUACCCCUAUGGAGCUUACCCCUACAUCCUCAACGCCGAUGAUACUCUCAAGGCCACAGAGUUCCCUUACAUUUACCAAAAGCCAGAACAGGAGCCAGCUGUAGAAGAGGCACGUCGUCGUCGCCGCGAUGUCCAGAUCCCCCUCCCAUACCUUCACGCUGUACCCACCGUCACCAAGCACACUGUGGAGACCAAGCAGUUCGAGCCCAUCGACGCCAACACCCCCGCCGACACCACCAAGAUCGAACUCACCACCAAGGAGCACGAGAUCUCCGUGCCUGCCGUCAAGUACGUGCAGCCCGUAGUCAACGUCAAGCCCGUCACCUACACUGCUCUCUCCCACGCCGUCCUUCCCUACGCCCAUGGCCUUCCUUACACCCACGCCCUUCCCUACGCCCACGCUCUUCCAUACGCCCACUAUCCUGGCCUUGUCGGCGCCCCCGUCAUCAAGCUUGACGAGGAGUAAUCCCAACUUUUCUGUCGUCCUUAAUCUUCCUCACAA